AUGUUCUUUGAGAGAUGGGGCGUGAGCCCGAUGUUGUUCUUUUCGACGACUUUGUUGGUUGUCUCGGCUUUCAACUAUGGGUUCAGUGAUCAAGCCUUUGCUUCGUGCCAGGCGAUGGACUCGUUCAAUCGUCAAUUCGGUGUUUAUGAAGAAUCGACAGGAGAAUGGGCAAUAGAGCCUUUGUUCACGUCUCUAUAUAAUAGUAUUAAAGCUGGUGGUCAAAUUAUCGGUGUUUUUGUCGGUGGAUGGGUGAGCAAUACAUAUGGCCGUCGAAUGUGUGUUUUUGUUAUGAGCAUCUAUGCCCUGGGCAGUGCUUCUGUUGUAAUCAGUUCUACGACACAAGCCCAGAUCCAGGCUGGUCGAGCCUUGCACUACAUCUAUCUAGGCAUGCAAUUGGCCGUUAUCCCAACAACUCUGUCUGAAAUCGCUCCUGCCAGAAACCGUGGUGGAGUUAGUGUGUUAUACUGGUUGGCCAUCAAGGCCGGAGGUCUCAUCGUGACGUCGAUCACACGAGGAACCAAAACCAUUGAAUCAAACGCCGCCUGGAGAAUUCCUUUUGGACUAUUACUCGUCGUUCCAUCCAUUGUGAUCUGUCUUGUGUGGUUCAUCGCCGAGUCACCUCGCUGGCUACUUCUCCGUGACCGCGAGCCCGAGGCAUUUGAGGCUCUCAGAAAGCUCAAGCCCAAGAAUAUGCCCGAGGAAGAACUUCGAGCUGAAUUCGAUCUCCUUUCCUUAAAGGUCUCAGAGCAACUGCAGAAGAAGAGCUUCAGCGAUCUAUUCACGAAACCCAAUCGUCUGCGCACAUUUGUCGUUGUGAUGUCCAACUUUUUCCAGCAGGCCACCGGUCAAGCUUUUGCUUCGCAGUACGGAACCCUCUUCGUGAAGCAGCUGAAGUCAAUCAACCCAUUCAGUGUCACGCUUGGCACUAACGCUGUUGAUAUCGGUGCCAUUAUCAUUUCAGCCUCUCUGAUUGAUGUUGUCGGCCGAAGGGCCCUGUUCCACACAAGUUCCAUCUUCCAGACUGGAGCUCUCAUGACCAUGGGUGGUCUCGGAACAGCAGAUGCAAGCAACACAUCCGCCAAACAAGGAAUCGUGGCUAUGCUUAUGAUCUUCAGCUUCAGCUGGUCUCUUGGCUGGGCACCUCUUACAUAUGUGAUUGGCGCGGAGCUGCCUUCCUCGCCUUUGCGAGAAAUGACCCUUCAGAUUGCGUAUUUUGUGAAAUUGAUCACCGAAUUCGCUGUGACUUUCACAUACCCAUACAUGGAGACGGCUGAUACCCCUGGCCAUGUUUAUCUGGGUGGAAAACUCGGUUUCAUCUACGGGUCUCUUUCGGCUGUGGCAUUCCUGUUCGGAUAUUUCUUCAUGCCUGAAACAUGCCGUAUGGAGCUGGAAGAGAUUGACGCUCAAUUUGCCUCUACAGGUGACGAGGAGACCAAGGACUUUGAUACUUUGGCAAGAGAAGAAGAGGCAACAACUGUGACCGAGAUUUCGAAAUAG
Molecule: messenger RNA, 1497 nt
Organism: Penicillium waksmanii
Lineage: Eukaryota; Fungi; Ascomycota; Eurotiomycetes; Eurotiales; Aspergillaceae
Product: general substrate transporter
Exons: 5
Coding region: 1-1497 (498 amino acids)
Biological process (GO): transmembrane transport; carbohydrate transport
Cellular component (GO): membrane
Molecular function (GO): carbohydrate:proton symporter activity
Source: RefSeq, a predicted model, not a curated record